Messenger RNA from Vicia villosa (hairy vetch), 2064 nucleotides. RefSeq lists its product as uncharacterized. Bases 1 to 2064 code for a protein of 687 amino acids. NCBI's taxonomy places the organism in Eukaryota, Viridiplantae, Streptophyta, Magnoliopsida, Fabales, Fabaceae. The record is from RefSeq and is a predicted model, not a curated record. The transcript has 4 exons.
AUGAGUGGCAAGGGGCGGGGACGGCCAAAGAAGGCCUCGCUACCUCCGACGAACCAUGGCACAACAUCAUCUCCGGCGGAACCAGGGAAAGGAAGCAACAAUUCAGGGACUAAGGGGCAGAGCAACACGGUGAAGAAGGUAACUCAGGCUAUAUCGAGUCAGAUACAAAAUGAUACACCAGCUGCUACAGAUGCUAAAGGGUCAGGGGAACCUACUAGCCCGAAGAAGCUAUGGGUUGAUGUGAUUAGUGGGAAUCGGAAUCCUACGAAUGGACUGCAGAUGGAAUUUGUGGCUCCUAAGGUGGUUAACGUGGAGAUUGAUGUAGAGAUUGAAGAGGACGAUAUUGCUUCUGAAAUUCGAUAUUGGGACUCUCCCCUCAUCAUGUACGUUAUGGGGGGUGAUUUGAGUAUGAACACUGUGAAGCAAUUUAUGAUACGGAAUUGGAACUUUGCGAGGCUGCCAGACAUGUAUUUCAACGAUGAGGGUUACUUUAUCCUGCGUUUUCAUUCCAUGGAUGACAAAGAUCUUGUUCUAAUGAAGGGUCCAUACACCAUACACAAUAUGCCUAUGUUAUUGACCGACUGGAAACCAAAUUUUGAUUUGAAGAAAGAUAUGCUUCGCACGAUUCCGAUUUGGUUGACACUUCCCUAUCUGCCUCUCCACCUGUGGGGGAAACAGAGUUUGAGUAAGAUUGGAAGUGCGUUAGGUACUCCACUUGUUACAGAUGAGUGCACAGCUAACAAGUUGCGAGUCUCGUACGCGCGAAUUCUUGUGGAGAUGGAUGUUACGAAGCCUCCAAUAACUGAAAUCAAUAUAAGGGAUGUUGAAGGAAACAAUAGGAAGCAGAUUGUGGAGUAUGAUUGGCGACCAAAGUUUUGUGAAAGGUGUCAGCGAAUUGGUCACAAUUGUCUCGAUACUAUAGUGAAGAAACCUGUCAAACAAUGGAAACCUAAGAAUAUACAAUCAGAAGCAGGGGAAGGGAAGUCCACACACACUGAAGUAACUCAAAAUCCACCAGAAGUGAUUCAGCCUAGUGUUACAGAGGAAGCCUGGACUACUAUUGAAAGACAAAGGAAGGGAAAAACUAUUAUCAGUGAAGGGGUUGCUCAAAUUAGCCAAGACAACUCAUUUGAUCCACUAACUCUUGUGACUGAAGGGCCUGAUAUUUUAGUUCUUAUAGAAACUAGAGUGAAGAGGAAUAAUGCAAGUGGUAUCCGGAAUAAACUGAGAAUUCAUGAUUCUUAUUUAGACAAUUAUGAAAAUCACUAUAACGGACAGAUUUGGCUUAGCUGGAAUAGUAGAAAGUAUGAUAUCCAGAAGCUUGAACAGAGGAAAAUGUUAUGGAUAGAUAUUGCUGGGAUAAAUGAUACUCAAGUUGGGCCUUGGUGCUUGAUAGGCGAUUUUAACAAUGUGAUCGAAGCACAUGACAAAAUUGGAGGCAGACUGGUGAGUGAUGGUGAAAUCAGAGACUUAAAAGAUAUGAUGGACAACACAGGUUUGGCUGAGCUUGAUAGUGUGGCUUAUCAGGACUGGACCCUUGCAAUUCAAGAGCCUCAGGUUUCAUACCAUGCCCUAUUGUGCCUAAGUAGACAUGAUCAUGUGAGGAGAAGGAGCAGGUUGUUUAAAUUUAGGAACAAUGUGACUCAUCUGGAGGGAUUCCAUCAAAUUGUUCUUCAAAACUGGCAACAUCUCUCAGGUAACCCCAUGUAUAUUAUCUGGCACAAACUCAAAAGAUUAGUCCCUGUUCUGAGGAAGUUUAGUAAGCCUUUGUCUGGCCUGAGGAAGAAGCUGAUGGAAGCUAGGAGUACCCUUAUUGAGGCCCAAAAAUCUCUGUCUGCUGAUAGGCAUAAUCCUGUGCUUAUUCUGAAGGUUAAGGAUCAUACUGACUUGGUGUUAAGUUUGGCAGAGAUGGAACAAGAGGAUAUAGCCCAAAGAGCCAAACUUGAGUGGAUUAAAGUUGGUGAUGGGAACAAUAGCUAUUUCUAUGCAUCCAUAAAGCAGAGAAGUAAACAAAACUAUAUUGGUAGCAUGACUAGGGAAGAUGGUAGAAUUGUACAUGAGUAG